GAUCUGCCUGGUGCAAUCUUUUGUACUAUCUUUAUUUGGUUCCCCUUUUGCUUUUGAUGGUCACACUAUCCCAAGGUAACAAGACUACGAAUUUUAAUGUUGCGUUGCACGAAGAUGUGCUUCCUUCUCUUUCUUUGUAAUCCACUGCUCAGUAACUCCAGUGCGUGUCCUUUAUUCUUGAGAAAUAAUGAGUUAGCCUUUCCGUAUACAGAAAUAAAUCUAUGCCUGUUCCAGUUGCCUUUUACUGGCACUAUUCUAAUUUUAUUGCAUCCUUGGGAAGAAGAAUAAUAUAACUUGAGUACCCCAAAUUAUGAUCAAACACAAAAAAAACCCAAAAAACAACACAACAGAUUCACCAUUGUUUGAUGAGGCAGUGUGUUUUAUUUAAAGAGAAGUGUGUAUCACCUCGUACAUCUGCAGUGAAGCAGUUCCUGUCAGAUAUAUACAUUUGCUGGAGGGCUCUGUACAACCUGUUGGAAAGUAUAGUUCAUCAGAGGCUACUUGGGGUGGAGAUAAGAGAAGAAGAGGUUGUUUGCUGGAAGGAAGAACUCAGGCUUUUUGUUACUUUUUUUGUUCUGUCUCAUGCGUAUCUCUUUUGGGUCCCUUUUAUUUCAUGUUCUUCCCAGCUAUGUUGACCGGAGUCUGUUGGUUACCACAAUCUUGAAACUUCUUAUAGGACGUCCUCAUGACAGGCACUGGGAGCAAGAGGUGGACAAGGAGAAGACAAACUACUUUGCCCGAUGCAGCUGAUGAAUUUACACAGUGAAAAAGCCACCUGUUCGUCUUUGACUCAUUCAACAAAGAAGUCACGUCAAAUACUAACUUGAAAAAUUCCUGAACUGAGCUGCGUCAACAACCAUGGACAACUUCAUGGCACCGCUGAGCGCCAUCGGCGACCUCACACUUCAGCACAGCAAAGCAAAGUUCCUGCACAGCAGAGUGAGCGGACCCUCCCGGCGCAAACGGGAGUUCAUGCCAGAUGAGAAGAAGGACAACAUGUACUGGGAGAAGAGACGCAAGAACAACGAGGCGGCCAAACGCUCGCGGGAGAAGAGGCGACUCAAUGACUUCGCCAUGGAGAGCCAGCUGGCCGCGCUCAGCGAGGAAAAUGCCAUCCUCAGGACGGAGCUGCUGGCCCUCAAACUGCGCUUUGGGCUCAUCAGCCCCGAUGCCAGCACCCAGCAGGGCCGCUCCCUGCAGGACUUCCUAGGGAUUUAUUUCCGAGGGCACAAAGGGCUCUCGCCGUUCCCUGAAGCGGAGCCCUUUGCUGGGGGUUCCUGCCUCUUCACAAAGAGCUUUGUGCCAAAGGUGCUGGAGCCGGCCGACUUUUCAUGCAAAACCUUUAACCCAUCUAGAAACUUCCUUGGCUGUGACUCAAAGCCAGUUUCUAUGGACACACCUGGCCUUCACCAACCAAAGAGGCUCGAUUCAGCCUUCAGACCCACAGUUUGCUCUCCUUUCCUCAAUUACCACUGCCCAGACAAACAUGUGUUCCAUUUGCCUUUCCCAGGCAGUGCCUGCUUCUCAUCCCCUUGUCCUGGUCUGACAGAGAUGAGCAAGGAAAGCACCACGACUGUCUCAGAUGAAGAUGAUGAGCAGCAAGUGCCCAAAACUUCUCCUCCACCCCCAUGUAGCUUGCCCUCCCCUUCGGAAGAUCACACAAAGGGCCGAAGCUCUUCAGCUCUGCCUCACAAACUCCGGAUUAAGACCAAAGCCCUCGGAGGACAGUGACCAUGGAUCCCUCUGUGGGAGCAGAGACAACGUCUCUGGGAGCAGACAUGAUAUAUUCCAAUCACAUGAAGUGUUUGGAAGGAGGGGUGGGAGGGAAAUGUCUUUAAAGAAGGAAGUAAUUUUUUCUCUUUGGCAUAAAUGCUGAGGGAAGUUAUAGGGCUGGGCUGCAUCACUACAGCACAACUGCAGUUGGCCAUGAUGUCAGUCUUGCUGCGAUGGACCUGCCAGACCCCAUGGCUGCUGGUAAGCUUCAGUUUCACCUGGUUGCUCUACUUGCCAACCAAACAAAAACUUCAUAGCAUCACAGAAUGGGUUGGAGGGGACCUUAAAGAUCAUCUCGUUCCAAGACCCAGCUGUGGGCUGGGUGCCCCCCACCAGAUCAGGCUGCUCAGAAUCCCAUCCAACCUUGAAGUGUGAAGGGAUGAGGGGCAGGAAGAGGCAAAGAGGUGGUGCCCACACCAUGGAACACAAUAGUGGCUCCACACCACUGCUACAGCUGCUGGGUGUGACCACCAUUUUAAUUCCCUUUGCUUUGUCAUCACCUCCAUCUUCACAAACGGGGAUGAAAAUCUAAUUGUUUAACACUGGAAAUUGUGGAUGGAAAGAGUUUCACACCCUCCAGCUGUCUGGAGCAAGAAAAAGGAAUAGCAAUAAGAAGGCAGCAGAUUCACACUGGCAUGAACUGAGAGCAGAACCUGGUCCAUUUCAUCCUCACUUUGUCGUAAUUUAUCUUCAGAGGGAAUGAACUCUUUUCUCUUUGACUGGAGACAGCGUGGUCCAUAAGAUACAUUAAUUUCCACUUAUUUUCGUAACAGCUAUUUUGGAGGACUAUUAUUAUUUUUUGUUUCAAUGAAAAGUGAAACAUAUCUUCAUCCCACUUCUUUCCGUGUAAAUAAGGCGUUUUCAGAAAUAAUACUUCCGUAUUUGAAAAUUGCUUUUAUAAAACAUUCUAUUAACUUUAGAUGAAUUUUCCAAUCCAUUUUCUUAUUUUGAAAUUAAUUACUUAUAAAAUAAAACCGCUAUGUGGCACACUGUUCUCACUGAAACAUCUGUGGGAUGAGGACAAUUGUCAAGCAUUUUUCUAGAAAGCAUUUUAUAGAUAAUGAAUAAAUGCACCAAUGAGAAGAGUGUAAAAGGAAGAACAUUGAUACGUGAAAUGGGGUGUAAAAAUCCCUCAAAACUGAGGGCCCUUAUUGCUGGGAGCAGCUGGGAAUGUUCAGCUUGGAAAAGAGGGGAUUCAGCUGAGGGUGAUGUGAUCAAUGUUUAUAAAUGCCUGCGUCAUAGAAUCAUGGAAUCACUAAGGUUGGAAAAGACCUCUCAGAUCCCCAAGCCCAACCCCAGCCCAUCCCACCGUGCCCUCUGACCAUGUUCCUCAGUGCCACAUCUCCACAGUUCUCAAACACCUCCAGGGUCGGUGACCCCACCACUUCCCUGACAGUCAGUGCCAAUGCAUCACCACUCCUUCUGAGAAUGUUUUUCCUAAUAUCCAACCUGAACCUCUCCUGGUGCAACUUAAAGCCAUUACCUCUCAUCCUAUCACUGCAAGGAAGGUGCAAAGAAAGCAGCCAAUCUCUUUUCACUUGGAACACAGAGUUCCUUUCUGAACAUCAUGAAGCACUUCUGUGCAGGUUCCAAAGCAAUGGGUUGCCCAGGGAGGCUGUUGGGUCUCCUUUGGACACAACCUGGACACAAUCCUGGGCACUUUGCUCUGGGUGUCCCUGUUGGAGCAGGGGAUGGAUUAGA
Messenger RNA from Lagopus muta (rock ptarmigan), 3474 nucleotides. RefSeq names its product NFIL3 like basic leucine zipper (gene NFILZ). Gene Ontology annotation, molecular function: DNA-binding transcription factor activity; DNA binding. NCBI's taxonomy places the organism in Eukaryota, Metazoa, Chordata, Aves, Galliformes, Phasianidae. Gene Ontology annotation, cellular component: nucleus. The record is from RefSeq and is a predicted model, not a curated record. The coding region runs from base 859 to 1731 and encodes 290 amino acids. Gene Ontology annotation, biological process: regulation of DNA-templated transcription; circadian rhythm; DNA-templated transcription. The transcript is spliced from 2 exons.